This is a messenger RNA of Geodia barretti, 4139 nucleotides long. NCBI's taxonomy places the organism in Eukaryota, Metazoa, Porifera, Demospongiae, Tetractinellida, Geodiidae. The record is from the annotation of a GenBank genome assembly.
UCGAAAUCACAAUCAAAAAUCUUUUUGACAAGAUAUAAUAAUUAUGGUACAAUUGGAACAAUGAAAGAGCAGUUGCUAUGCUACCAGAACACAAGCCCCGCCCACUUCCUUGAUCUUCCUCUCAGCCUUUCGACUGAAGAACUUGGCCUUCACGAUGACUGGUUGCUUUGGCAACACUCCUUUUCCUAACACCUUGUAGUAGCCCUCUUGCACUACGUCGAUGACGGGUGCCUUGUCAGUUCUGUCCUUGUAGGCAGCUCUGGUUUGCUCUGAGACCAGCGACCACAACUUGUCCAGGUUUACCACCGGCUGAUGGUACCUGUUUCUUGUCAGGUGGAAAUGCCGCAUCCCCACCUUUCCAAAAUACCCAGGGUGAUAUUUGUCGAAGUUGAUUCUGUGAUGGUGCUGCCCUCCAGCAUUACCACGGCCACCAGGAUGUUUUCUAUGUUUGCCUACUCGACCGUGGCCGUGCGAGACAUGACCGCGCAGUUUGCGCGUUUUCUUCAGCCUUGAAACCAUUAUCGCUAACACGCGGAAAGGAAGAGAGCAAGGACUCGUACGGAAAGGGUUAGAUAUGAAAAUAAGAGUUCAAAGUUCACCAACUGUCACACGUGCGCAGUUCAAGCGCGAAGGUCAUGAUAGAAGAGUCGGUUUAUGAAGCAGAGAAGGCAGUUCAGCAAAGCUCUAGCAGUUUCAUAGCGAUGGAAGUGAAGGAGCACGUGACCCUGCUACCCUCAUACCUCGGGAGAGUAGGUACAGGAGUGACUGAGGAACUAGCCAGCCGUAUUCUCCACUACCACGCAGUGUACGGAGGAGUACUGAUGGCCUUUGAUCGUAUACGAGUCCUUCACAGGUAGUAAGUAGCAGUAUUCGUUGUAUUGACGUGAUUGUUGUUCCCAUUUUUUAUUGUGCAUGUCAUCAUAGUAAGUUACUGUACAUAUGUUACAUGGAAACACAUUGUCUCAUUGUCGUGUACAUGUUCAGUCAACAACUACUAUUUCUCUCUCUCUCUCUCCUAUUAUACCAACUGUGUAGAACAGGGCACAUAUAUGAUGAGUUGCCACAUAUCCAUAUCAACAUUGAAUACUCUGCCACCAUCUUCAGGCCUCAGGCAGGGAAUGUGAUGUGUGGGGAGGUAAACAAGGUUGGAGUGGACCAUAUUGGUUGUCUUCUGUUUGGCUGUUUCAACACUGCAGUCACAUGCUCACCUCUCGACCAUCUCACUAAAGAGCAAGAGGAAAAGAGGCUAAAGAGUUGGUGCAGCAGAGCAUUUGAGACUGGGGAAAGAAUCUGGUUUAGUGUCAGUCGCAUUGAGGUGACUGGAAACUUGCUUUCUCUUAGAGGAGACUAUUUGAUUGAGGAGGAAGAGGAGGGAAAAGCAGAAAAUGAUGUUGAAAAGUUAGAGACAAAAAAAGAGAAAAAGAAGAAAAAGAGGAAACAAAAGCAGGAAAAGGACGAGGAGGAUUCAGAGAGGAAGGAGAAAAAAGGGAAGAGAAAGCGAGAGGUGGAGGGGGAAGAAGGUGGGGGAGGUGAAAAGGGGGAGAAAAAGGAAAAGAAGAAAGAAAGCAAGGCUGAAAAGAAGAGAAAUAGAGUUAUGAAAGACAGUGCCUGAUGAGUGUCAUAGCAGUGGAAGCUGGUCUGCCAAGAGGGAGAGAGAGAGAAGGGAAGGCGAAGACACUGUGUGACGCAAAAAUGUGACAAUAUCCGUAAACUUUCCGUUUUUACCGUUGCAUAUUCCGUGUACGUGUUUAUACGCGCGCGUACAUGUACGUAUGUGUUUCCGUUCGGUCGAGGAAGAAGUUGACGUGUUCACACGGCGAGGGAGGGAGAGAAAUGACUCAUAUGAGAGCUCUUGGGGCCGGGCAUCAUGGCGCCAUGAUGGGAGUGCCUCCGCAAGACCAGGAUCAAGUCAUGGCCGGCGGCGUGCCGGGGCAGAAGAGACAAAAGUUGGGAGACAGUUCGUACGUUGCUAUGGAGGGUGGAGGUAUGUCUGAUGAUGAAGAUAUGGGAGGAGGGCGAGGAAAAGGCAGUAAACUCUCCACUGAAGCCAAGCGGUCGCAGCAUUGUGAAGUGGAGAAGAGGAGGAGAGAGAGAAUGAAUCGCUACAUGAACGAACUGGCACAGAUGAUCCCGACCUGUGCUGCGGUACCACGAAGACUCGACAAACUCUCCAUUCUUAAGAUGGCUGUGGACCACAUGAAGACACUCAGAGGAGACCCGCACUCCUCAUCUCCCCACAGACCUGGAUUCCUCACUGAUGAUGAACUAAAACAUCUUGUUGUGGAGGCAGCUAAUGGGUUCAUGAUCAUCAUCGAGUGUUCCUGGGCCAGGAUUCUGUUUGUUUCAGACACCAUCAGUGAUGUGUUGGGUGAACCGGUGGAGAACUGGAUGGGAACGUCUUUCUAUGACCUCCUCCAUCCCAAAGACAUCCAGAAAGUCAAGAGUCAGCUCACUUGCUUCGACCUGGACGAAGCAAUGAAGGCCGGUGUCAAGAACAAUGUGGGAAAUUCUCCCCUGGUGCUGCAGGGACAGAACAUCAAUGGUCUCAGGAGGUCAUUUCUCUGCCGUGUCAGGAGAAACACAGCAGACCAAUCCUCCAGGUCCACCUCUGGGGAUGGUUGUCAUGGAGACGGAGUUGACUACCAGAGGUCGGAGGACGUCAUUAGACUGCUGCAGUCGACUCAGCAGAAUGUGGAACAGCAGUACGCCGUUCUUCACUGCACUGGGUUCAUAUGUCACCUGACAACGACAGAGCAACAAGCUCUAAAGAUGGAGGAAGGGUCGUCGGGGGCGUGUCUCAUCGCUGUUGCUAGGCUACAACAUUUCGGAGAUGGGACACCGCGAGCAGCAAUGGAUGCCAGCGAGAAUGAGUUUGUUGCUAGGAUCGGGACGGACGGGCGGUUCACCUACGUUGACCCCCGUGUGGUGGGGGUGCUUGGUUACCUGCCGCAGGAUCUGAUUGGUCAGGUCUCCUACGAAUACUAUCAUCCAGAGGACAUACAGAAGAUGGUGCAGCUGCAUCAUGACGCCAUGAAGAGAAGAACGCCGAUGCCAACAGUCAAGUACCGGGUGUUGAGCAAGGCUCAGAAGUGGGUGUGGCUCGCCAUGAAGGCCUUCUCCUUCAUCAACCCAUUCUCACAACAGGUUGAGUACGUCGUCUGCACCAAUGUUGCCAUGAGGAUGACGAAGCAGAGUGACCAGGGAGUGGUUCAGAGGGCGGAGGAGCAGCCAGCCCUGCCUGCUCCUCCGCCUUCCUCGUCCUCCACUGACGACAGAUUCUCACUCACUUCACAGCAACUGGGGGCAGGGGGUGGGGGAGGGAGAGAGGAAGACCCGAUCACUGCUCUGUUCCCGGAUCUGGUGAUGCCACAGCAGACUUCCGGAGCCGCUGCAGGGCCUUCUGCUGGACAGAUGAUGUCAUGGGCAGGAGACAUGACGACAUCACAGCACAUGGCUCCGGCCUACUCCAUCCCUCCCUCUGCUCCGUUCCUCACCAGUCCGGCCGAGACCAGUCUGGAGGAGAACGCAGUGAAGGCCCAGCAGAUGCUGGUGGAGUACCAGCAGCAGGUCGCCCAGCCUCAGAGGAGAAAGGACAUGAACAUGGUGUUUCCACCUGGACUCUUCCCUCCCGAGAAGGAGAUUGACCUUGAGGGGUCUCAGCAGGCCUACCAGAUACUUCAGGCAGGACUAGAUGAUCCAUCUCAGUUCAUGAACCUCUUUACUCAACUGGAGGCUGACCCAUUCAGACAACAACACAUGUUGGGUGAUAUUGAUCUCCUUGACUGACUAAUUACACUGCUACCGUGACAUCAUGCUGUUUCUAUCAAUCAAUUGUCGCUUUCUGUUUGUCUCUAUAAUGUCCCAUUGUCUUUCUCCACAAACUAUCACAUUGUUCCAUUGUCUUUUCUAUACAAACUAUUGGCACUAUAAAGACAAUUAUGCACAUUUUCAUGUCACCAAACUGUUUUGUAUAAUGAAUGAGAUUAUGCAGUCAUUAUUGUAGCUGUGAUUUCUGUACUGAUGAUAGUACAAUAGCAGGUGUUAUUUUCUUCUGUUGGUGAGGUUUCUGCAAGAGAAAAGGGACAAUAACCCUAUAUGCUGCCACCUACAAAUUGCUAGUUGAAAAUUGUACUGCCACA